AUGCGAGACCAUCCUCUUCAACAAGCCAGAGAGACUAAUAUAUGGUAUCCAUUUGAUGGGCCGGGUGAAUGGUCACUCGCAAAAUUCCUUGUCGAGAACCUUUCCCAGACGCAGAUUGACAAAUUUCUCAAGUUAGAUUGGGACGAGUUGUUCUUCUACAUGCAGCAGCUUCCGGGCUGUGGGCCGAAAUGGCAGUGUACGAAACUUAAGCUCAAGGGCUACGAGAGUGAACAACCAAUUCACCUCAUUUGGAGGGACAGGUUGGAGGUUACAAAGCAGCUUUUCGCAAACCCCGUUUAUGCGAAACAUAUGUGCUACAACCCUCACUAUAUCUAUCAAGGACAAGAACACCAAAUUGGAGAAUUCUGGACAUUGGAUGAUGCAUGGGAGAUUCAGGUGAAAUCAACUGCCCAAGGGGCAACUAUCGUCCUGAUCAUUGCUGCCUCUGACAAAACCCCAGUUACAAGACACACAGGUGGCCUCCAGAUGCACCCAUUAUUUCUAACCAUCGGAAAUAUCCAGGCCGAUGUCUGCAUGAAGGCUAUGUCACAUGUGUGGCGAUGUACUGCAUUCAUGCCAACACUGACUUUCAUUGUCAACUCCAAUUUUCAAACUCUACUCCAGGUGUGUCUGUGGCACAAGUGCAUGCACCUCAUAUGUUCUAAUUUGAAGGUCGCAACUAGUGUUGAGUGCAUUACUGUUUUCACCCCUCUUAUCAGCCACAUCGCUGAUCUCCCUGAACAAUUGAUGAUCUCAUGCAUCACGAAAAACUCAUCUCCCGUCACCACAGCGACCCACAAAGAGUUUGGCGAUGAGACACUGCAUCCUCCAUGGAACGGAUUGGACACCUACACGCUUAUCCAGCAGCUUUGCAACCAUGUUGACCCAUGGGAUCUCAUUGCAUACCUUAGAGAGGCCAAAAAGCUUCAUCUCAGCGGGGUGCACUUGCUGUACUGGAGAAACUGGAGGCGCUCCAAUCCCACUAGAUUCCUGAUGCUAAAGAUUCUGCAUGCGCUGCACAACUUUUUUUUCAAUCAUGUUCUUAAAUGGAUCAAGGAAAUCAUGGGUCAUGAACUCAACGUACAGUUCAAGAGUCACCACAAGUGCACUGGUGUGCGCCAUUUCUCUAGGGGUGUCUCUCAUGUCAACCAAAUGACAGGACGAGAGCACCGAGAUAUUCAGCGCAUGAUCAUGCCGACACUGUGGGGUAUGGCAAGCCCUGGUUUCAUCCGCGCUGUGCGGGCAAUGAUCAACUUUAUUUACCUUGCUCAGAAUCCCCUUCACACUGAAUCUAGCAUUGCCUCCAUGACUCAAUCACUUCAGGACUUCCAUGAUAAUAAGCAGGCUAUCCUCGACGCAGAGGCACGAUGGGGAAAGAGCGGUGCUAAGGACGACUUUUUCAUUCCGAAACUGGAACUCAUGCAAAGUUUCACUCAUGCAAUCUCCCAUGUCGGUUCACUCAUGCAGUGGACAGCAGAUGUAUCAGAACGUCUUUUAAUAACUCACUACAAACAUCCAUUUGAACGCACGAGUCAUCAGAGAGACUUCGUCUUGCAGAUCACCUGCAUCCUUGAUCAGGAGGAAACCAUUUGGCUGUUCGAUCUCUAUACACUGUUAUCCUUGUCUUUAUCUACACCUGGUCGGGACCCACUCAUCAACACCAUCGCCAUGGAGGAUGAAGAGAUCACUAGUACGGAGAUAGAUCCUACUUUUGCUUGGGUCUCCAAUGCAAAUACAGCCACCCAGCUACAUCUACAAGCACCGCGCCCUGUUCACAAUCAUUUCUUGAAGGGUAUUUUGUUGGACAAUGCACGGAUUGCUUUCAAUGUGACUGUGAAAGCAGAUCGCAACCGCCUCGAUGCAUCUCAACUGCAGUUGUUAUACGAUAUCGCUGAUUUUUCCCAUACUUUACACCUCUACGCGACCCACAAUGGUUGCACACUCUCUGGCCAGCUAUCAUUCAACACAUGGUUGAAAUUUCACAUCCAGUUACAUUCCACAUUCCACACCCACAGAAUCAUGCCAAGCCAACAAAUUCACACUGAGCCACCUUCCAGUAAUUUUCCUAGAGGGAACUGCGAUGCUGUGUUAUUUAACCAGAGGGUUAAUGGUGGGUCUUAUGUCGCUCAAGUACGAGCCAUAUUCCAGCCAACCCUCCCCAAAGGUUCCCUUGCGCAGCUCCCUGAGUGCUUGUCUCAGGUGCUGUUAUAUAUCCAACAUUUUGACUUCAUCGUGCCUGGCCCCGAGCCAUCUAUGGGCAUGUGGAUGUCGGAGAGGGUGAUCAGACGCGGAUCCAUAAUUCCUCUCACAGACGUUACGCACGCGGUUGUUAAGACCGUGCUCAGGGGUAAAGCGGAGUCGGUGGAGAUUAUACCUGUCUAUCAAGGACCAUUGGGCAAGGAUGUGAAUUCUGGGAACUCACUGGAGGUGUUCGACGAUUAUUUCUUGAAUAAUUUUGUGGACAAAGAACUGUACCACUCACUAUCAGUGAUCUCAGAAACCUAG
Molecule: messenger RNA, 2505 nt
Organism: Suillus paluster
Lineage: Eukaryota; Fungi; Basidiomycota; Agaricomycetes; Boletales; Suillaceae
Exons: 7
Coding region: 1-2505 (834 amino acids)
Source: RefSeq, a predicted model, not a curated record